Messenger RNA from Pistacia vera, 1411 nucleotides. Its product is annotated as protein TRANSPARENT TESTA GLABRA 1. Gene Ontology annotation, cellular component: nucleus. Gene Ontology annotation, molecular function: protein binding. The coding region runs from base 134 to 1147 and encodes 337 amino acids. The record is from RefSeq and is a predicted model, not a curated record. The transcript has 2 exons. Lineage: Eukaryota; Viridiplantae; Streptophyta; Magnoliopsida; Sapindales; Anacardiaceae.
GAAAGACAGGUUAAGACUUGGGUCACCAUUGGCAACUAACUUUCCUGGAAAUAUUCGGACUUUCCAUUUCCAACCUUCUUCAAAAGCUCAAAAGCCCUUGACACACAAAUCAAAAUCAAAAUUAGAAAAAGAAAUGGAGAAUUCAACCCAAGAAUCCCAUCUCAGAUCCGACAACUCUGUCACCUAUGACUCCCCUUACCCUCUCUACGCUAUGGCUUUCUCUUCCACUGCCUCUCGUCACUUCCAACGCAUCGCCGUCGGUAGUUUCAUUGAAGACUACACCAACCGAGUCGACGUCGUUUCAUUUGACCCCGAAACCCUCUCCAUCAAAACCCACCCCUCUCUCUCCUUUGACCACCCUUAUCCUCCCACCAAGCUCAUGUUCCAGCCCAAUUCCGCCAUCAAAUCCUCCGAUCUUCUCGCCUCCUCUGGCGACUUCCUCCGCCUCUGGGAAGUCCGCGACUCUUCGAUCGAGCCCGUUACUGUACUCAACAACAGCAAGAGCAGCGAAUUCUGCGCCCCUUUGACCUCGUUCGAUUGGAACGAGAUUGAGCCCAAGAGAUUGGGAACUUGUAGCAUUGAUACUACUUGUACGGUUUGGGAUAUUGAAAAGGGCGCUGUUGAAACUCAACUAAUUGCUCAUGAUAAAGAGGUUUAUGAUAUCUGCUGGGGCGAAGCAAGGGUUUUCGCUUCGGUUUCGGCUGAUGGGUCAGUUAGAAUAUUUGAUUUGAGAGACAAAGAACAUUCAACGAUAAUUUAUGAGAGUCCAACACCGGAUACUCCAUUGUUAAGACUCUCUUGGAAUAAGCAGGAUUUGAGGUACAUGGCAACUAUUUUGAUGGAUAGCAAUAAGGUUGUGAUUUUGGAUAUUAGAUCUCCAACUAUGCCCGUGGCGGAGCUGGAGAGGCAUCGAGCGAGCGUUAAUGCAAUUUCAUGGGCGCCGCAGAGUUGCAGGCAUAUAUGUUCUGUUGGGGAUGACACACAGGCUCUCAUUUGGGAGCUGCCGCCGGUGGCUGGACCCAAUGGGAUUGAUCCCAUGUCUAUGUACUCGGCGGGCUAUGAGAUAAAUCAGCUCCAGUGGUCUGCUGCUCAGCCUGAUUGGAUUGGCAUUGCUUUCUCUAAUAAAAUGCAGCUUUUGAAAGUUUGAGACUCCCUGGUUUGGCUUGGUGAGAAAGAAGUAAAACCUAUCUACUGUAUUGUAGGAUUUAUCUUUUACUUAGAUGAGCAGUUUGCCAUGCUGGAAAUCAUCCUCCAAUCAUCAGCGUGGGAUGAUUUUAUAUUUUUAUUAGGUCUGCUCUGUAACAUUGUGUUGUGAGCAAUUGUUUACAAUGUUUACUGAUUUACUGUAAGUGUAGAUUUUUGUACCUUUAGAACCUUACUUUUAUGAAGUAGCAAUUAGUUGUGUUCAAUA